Candida dubliniensis CD36 is the source of this 1884-nucleotide messenger RNA. RefSeq names its product Sge1p (gene SGE1). Gene Ontology annotation, molecular function: transmembrane transporter activity. The coding region runs from base 1 to 1884 and encodes 627 amino acids. The record is from RefSeq and is a predicted model, not a curated record. Gene Ontology annotation, biological process: transmembrane transport. Gene Ontology annotation, cellular component: membrane. The transcript has a single exon. Lineage: Eukaryota; Fungi; Ascomycota; Pichiomycetes; Serinales; Debaryomycetaceae.
AUGGGACAACGAAUGCUAUGUCUGUCAUCCUCCCAUACAACUAAGCUAUGGAAAACUCCCGAACAAACUGCUUCCUUAUCACAUGAUCAAGAUGAAAUAACUUCACCCGAGACAAACACAUAUUCUCCAGAUUUCUCCAGUUAUGCUGAUAAUGGCAUUACCAAUAGGCACGUUGAUAAAGAAAUCUGCAGCUACCCGCCAUUUGAAAACCAAACUUUACUGGAAAGUAAUCACGAAGAAGCAAAUAGUCAACAAUAUAUCGAGGCAGAUGCCGGAGAUGGAACUAAAGCUCACGAACAAUAUCUCACGGGAUUCCCAUUAUUCUUGACCAUUUCAUCUUGUAUUAUAUCAUUAUUUCUUGUAGCUUUAGACCAAACCAUUGUUUCCACAAUCUUAACUACUGUAGGGAAUAAAUUCAAUGCAUUUGAAAAAAUUGGUUGGCUUACUUCAGGAUUCAUGUUACCCAUGGCAUGUCUUGUUCCAUCUUAUGGUAAUAUAAGUAUCGCAUUUGGUCGUAAAUGGACAUUAGUUGCUGGGAUUAUAAUAUUUGAAAUAGGUUCAUUGAUUUCUGGUAUAAGCAAUUCCAUGAGCUUAUUGAUUGGUGGUAGAGUCAUUCAAGGUAUUGGAGGUGGAUCUAUUCAAGCUAUAGUUAUGGUUAUAUUAACAGAAGUUGUACCCAUGAAUAGAAGGUCUUUGGUAUUUGCCCUGAUUUCUGUUGUUUAUUCUACAUCUAGUGUUCUUGGUCCUAUAAUUGGUGGUGCAUUGGAGAAGAUAACUUGGCGAUGGUGUUUCUAUAUAAAUCUACCACUUGGAGGAGCAGCAUUGGCUAUUUUAAUGUUUGGUUUCCAUCCUCCAAGACCACAGGGAAAUAUUCGUGAAAAAUUACUGAAAAUUGAUUUUAUUGGGUUUGUUUUGUUGACUUCUGGAUUAGUAUUGGUAUUACUAGCUUUAACAUUUGGUGGUACAAAUUAUUCCUGGAAUUCAGGUUCAAUUAUUGCUUUAUUCACGGUAGGAGGAGGUAUGUUGUUAUUGUUCAUCGUUUGGAAUUUUAGGUAUUCAGCAAACCCUAUUAUUUUGACAGCAUUGAUAGUUGAUUGGAGAGUACUACUGGCUUGUUUAAGUGGAAUGUUUAACUUUGCUUUUUUCAUUAGUAAUUUGACAUAUUUGGCAGUUUAUUUCCAAGUGAUAUUCAAUGCUGGUAGUUUGCAAUCAGGAAUUGAUUUGUUGCCCAUGGUUAUUUCUGUAACAUUAGCUUCUUUGGCAAACAGUUUUUUCAUUGAUUUCACGAAAAAUGUAAAAAUUACCAUGUUAGCAUCUGGAGUAUUAUCACCUUUGGGAUGCGGAUUAUUUUUAUUAUUGAAUGAAGAUUCUUCCAUUGGCAUUCGUAUUGGGCUAUUAAUUAUAAGUGGUAUUUCUAUUGGCUUACAAUUUCAAAGUUCAUUAUUGUCGGCUCAAUUGGCAGUAUCUAAAGAUAUUCCAGGAGCUACUAUUCUAGUAACUGUGUUUCUGGAUUUUGUUAAGAAUUUUGCAUCAACAAUAUCAGUCACAUUGGCACAAUUAAUUUAUCAGACAACAGGUCAAAAAUAUGUCAGUGAAAUGAUGACGAAUUUAUCAGAAGAUUCCCAAGACUAUAAAGAUUUAAACAAAUACACGACAGCAAAGUUUAUUUCUAAUCCAGAAGUCGUACAAGAACUACCUAACCUGGCCAAGAGUUUGGUAUUGAGACAACUCAUGAAGGCACUAAAGAAUGUGUUCUAUUUGGGCCUUGGGUUGGCAAUUCUAUGCUUUAUAACAUCUCUUUUCACCACAAACAAGAGAAUACCCAAAAAUGUAGAAAUCAAGAAGAACGAAGACCAGGAGAGUAAUAAAAACGAACCGAACUAG